Molecule: messenger RNA, 888 nt
Organism: Lecanosticta acicola
Lineage: Eukaryota; Fungi; Ascomycota; Dothideomycetes; Mycosphaerellales; Mycosphaerellaceae
Source: the annotation of a GenBank genome assembly
AUGGAGCCCACGAUCAACGUUCUUCUCGCGACCUUCGCCGGCCUGGGGCUCCCACGCACACUAUCACUACCCACGAAAACGACGUCUUCCGUUGGAGAUGUAUACAACUCAAUACUGGACCGACUACCACCUUUGAACGAUGCUCUGAUCAUCACUACCGUCUCAAACAAGCAACUGUUACCCUCAAGUCAUCAGCCGAUCACAUCUCUCCUCGAUUCGCCAACCGACAGACUCCUUUCCCUCCGCCUCAGCCGGAGACUAUGCGGAGGCAAGGGAGGCUUCGGCUCCCAGCUACGAGCGGCCGGAGGGCGCAUGAGCAGUCGCAAGAACCGCCAGAACCAGAACGUGAACGGCUCAAACCGCAAUCUCGAUGGCAGGAGACUGCGAACCGUGGACGAAGCGAAGCGGCUGGCAGAGUACUUGGCUAUCAAGCCGGAAAUGGAAAAGAAGGAGCGAGAGGAGAAGAAAAAGCGAUGGGAAGCUGUGGUGGAAGCUGCCGAGAAGCGCGAAGCGGAAAUCAAGAGUGGCGAGGUGGGUGCGAACAGGGGAAGACUGAAUGCGGAGUAUGUUGAGAGCAAAGAAUUGGCGGAGGAGAAGACCCGAGAGGCGGUGCUCAAGGCUAUGAGGGAAGGCAUGCUGGAGGAGAGAACCGGUAGUGAGAGUUCUUUGGACGCUGAAGCGGAAGAUGAGAGCGGAGAUGAUGGAGGCGAGGAGAGCUCUGGGUCGAGUGAGGACACCAAGGGCAAGAGUUCUGCGUCGCGCAGCUUCUUCGGAUGGGAUGAAGACGAAGACGACGAGUCGGACGAAGAGGAAGAGGAUGCACCGGCGCCCGCUGUCCCAACAGAGGCUCCCGUAUACGAGGGCAAAGGAAAGGCACGAGCGACAUGA